AUGAUAACAGCCACAACUAAAUUAGAUAACAUACAGGGCACUGUCCUGAGAAGAACCUUCGGCUCAUUUAAGACAACGCCAACAAGAGCCCUAGAGGCAAUAACUAAUAGUUCCUCCCUAGACAUUAAAGUCAAAGAAUUAGCAAUGAAAACAGCCAUGAGACUGCAUGGCUGGGGUCAUUGGGAAGAUAUAGGAACAGGCUACAGCCAAAUUAUACAACAGAAUGGCAAUGAAACCAUAAAAGAAAUGUACUUAAUGCCGAAAGAUAGAUUAAUUACAGAACACAUCUUCAAGAAAAGAUAUGAAACAAAGAUAGACAGCCGAGAAACAUGGAACACCACCAAAUUACACAAUGAAAACGACAUAGUUUGGUGCACUGACGGCUCUAGAAAAGACAACCUUUCUGGCGCAGGCUGGUACUGCGGGAAAGGAAUGAAUAGCGAAGGCUUCAAGCAACUUGGGAAAUACGCGACAGUAUACCAAGCUGAAGUAAUAGCCAUCUCAGAGUGCACGCAAGAAAUGAUCAACCUCGGUACAAAUAACAGAAGAAUAACCAUAUGCACCGACAGCCAAGCGGCUAUCAAAGCAUUAAAUAAAGCUGAAAUAACAUCAAAAAUUACCAAAAAAUGCAAGACAAGAUUGAACUCACUCGCCAGAAACAACAAAGUAAAAAUCCAAUGGUUACCGGGACAUAAUGGCAUAAUGGGCAACGAAAGAGCCGAUAGUCUAGCCAACAAGGGUUCAGACGAACCUCCUAUAGGCCCAGAACCAAUUAUCGCAUUACCAGAAACAGCGUACACGUUAGAGUUCGAGAAACUAAGAAACACCAUCAAGAAAAGAAAAUGGGAAGAAACACAAGGGUGCGAGGAAGCCAAGACACUGCUCGGCACCGAAACCAACAACAACAAGAGAAUUAGAAAGAUACUCAACCUAAGUAAAGAAGACGCUAGAAAUGUAGUAUGUAUACUGACAGGACACGCCCCCCUAAAAGCGCACCUAAACACAAUGGGUAAAUGCCCCGACAAUAUCUGCAACUAA
Hylaeus anthracinus is the source of this 1038-nucleotide messenger RNA. RefSeq lists its product as uncharacterized. Lineage: Eukaryota; Metazoa; Arthropoda; Insecta; Hymenoptera; Colletidae. The transcript has a single exon. The record is from RefSeq and is a predicted model, not a curated record. The coding region runs from base 1 to 1038 and encodes 345 amino acids. Gene Ontology annotation, molecular function: RNA-DNA hybrid ribonuclease activity; nucleic acid binding. Gene Ontology annotation, biological process: DNA replication, removal of RNA primer.